Molecule: messenger RNA, 404 nt
Organism: Rhipicephalus sanguineus (brown dog tick)
Lineage: Eukaryota; Metazoa; Arthropoda; Arachnida; Ixodida; Ixodidae
Exons: 3
Coding region: 1-402 (133 amino acids)
Source: RefSeq, a predicted model, not a curated record
AUGCUAAUGGACAUCGUGAUCAUCGGUCAGGUCAUCACGCACUACUGCCUCACCCGUCUCCUUACACUCAAGGUCUGGGAGGCAAGGGAGAACCAAGCACCUGUUGCUGGAAAAGUGGACUCCGAGUAUGUUUGCCAACUCGAGCAGAUGGUUGCGCGCCAGAGGAGCCUGUCAGCCUCCCUUACGUCCCAGCUGGAAACCAUGCUGCCCACUCCCAGCAAUGUCUCCACACCUGAGCAGGGGGAGGACAAAACAGCACUUGGAGGGAAAGUGGACUCUGAGUGCAUGCGCCAACUCGAGCUGAUGGUUGCACGCCAGAAGAGCCUGUCAGCCUCGUUUACCUCCCAACUGGAAAGUAUGCUGACCACUCCCAGCGAUGUCGCCAUGCCUGAGCAGGGUUAGUG